Molecule: messenger RNA, 1997 nt
Organism: Dromiciops gliroides (monito del monte)
Lineage: Eukaryota; Metazoa; Chordata; Mammalia; Microbiotheria; Microbiotheriidae
Gene: RSPH9
Product: radial spoke head component 9
Exons: 5
Coding region: 81-845 (254 amino acids)
Biological process (GO): cilium movement involved in cell motility; motile cilium assembly; axoneme assembly
Cellular component (GO): axoneme
Source: RefSeq, a predicted model, not a curated record
UCCUGUGCUGCGGGGCGGCGUCUCGCGGUCUCCAUGGUGACAGCUUCCCCCUGUUAACUGGCGGGUUGUUAGUCGAAGCGAUGGAUUCCGAAAGCCUACUGCUCUCCUUGGAGUUGGCAUCAGGCAGCGGGCAGGGUUUAAGUCCCGACCGUCGGGCCUCUCUGCUCACCUCCUUGCUUCUCGUUAAGCGCGACUACCGCUACGAGCGGGUGCUGUUCUGGGGCCGGAUCCUCGGCCUGGUGGCUGACUACUACAUCGCGCAGGGUUUGGGCGAGGACCAGCUCGGGGAACGCAAAAGCCUGUACAGUUUGAACUGCAUGGAAUGGAGCCUCCUGCCCCCGGCAACAGAAGAGAUGGUCAAACAGACAUCGGUGGUGAAGGGCCGAUUCAUGGGGGACCCUUCACACGAAUACGAGCACAUUGAGAUGCAGCGUAUGACUGAAGGAGACAGGACAUAUGAAGAUGAAGUGGUGAUCCAAAUCAAAGAGGAAUCCCGCCUGGUGUCAGUCAUUGACCAAAUUGACAAAGCAGUAGCCAUCAUCCCCCGUGGAGCCCUCUUCAAGACCCCCUUUGGACCUGUCCAUGUCAAUAGGACCUUUGAAGGAUUGACCCUGGCAGAUUCUAAGAAACUCAGUUCCUACUUCCAUUUUGCGGAGCCUGUGGAAUUGAAGAACAAGAGCUUGCUGGAGAAAGCUGACUUGGACCCUUCCUUGGACUUUCUGGACUCCCUGGAACAUGAUAUCCCUAAAGAUUCCAACACCUCUCCCCUCAACCCCCUAAUGAAUUGGGCCUUUCCUGCCAUCUCCAGGCCUCUUGGACUACAUGUAUCUACUCCGGAUUCUUGAGAGAGAAAACAACAUCUGGACAACUCUUCUUUUUGCAGCUUCUGUGAGGGAGGCUGGACUCCAAUCUUGGAUUUCCAACCCUGACUUCUCAACUCUAGAGAGAACAUCUGAUUUGGGGUGGGAAAGAAGAAGGAGAAACAUUUUUCUCUUUCUUUUCUUUCUUUUUGUCCAUAGCAGUCCCUUCUCACAUUUUAAGGGUCAAAGUCAGUUUGGCCACAGGAAUCCUUGGAGAUAUAUACGAACCUGAGUCUUUAUGACCCCUGUCCUACCUCUCCUCUGCCUCCAAUCUCCUUGCCUUUGUCCCACCUAGACCUCUGUUGGAUUAAGUAAUCUAGGAUCCCAGCAGAGACUUUCUGCAAGGAGGAGUCCAUUCUAAUUUCAGGCCCUUAAUUAGACACCUGUGGGUCCAGGCCAGAGCAAAGCCUUUUAGAGGAGAGCUAGGAAUCAAUAAUAUCUCACAAGUUGAAUGGUAAUGAGUUAGUUGGCUUUUGGGAGGGAGCCUGGGAGAGGGUGGUGUUAGUAUGGUUCCUGAGGGAACAGAUUUCCCCAGCUUCACUUAGGGGAAGCUAUCCUCAGGGUCAAGGAGAAGGGAAGGAAUGGAAAGCCUUUGCCAGGAGCCGAAGGAAGCAAGGGCCUGAGCCCUUGAACAUUCUGCCUGACUGACCUGGUUUCUUGGGGGUGAGCCCAGUUAGUACUGCUAAGGAUGUUUUUCUUCUCCCCAUUUUAUACUGCAAAGAGUUCUGGGUUUAGAGUCAGAAGACCUGAAUUUAAAUCCCAGUUCCAUUAGCCAUGUGACAUUGGACAAUCAUUUAAUUGUUCUGGCCCUCAGUUUCCUCAUUUCUAAAACAAGGGGAUUGGACACAAUGAUCCCAAGGCCUAUUCAAGUUCCAAAUCUUAGAAGUCUUCUUUCUCUUCACCCAAGCUUUUAGCAUUUGUUUGUCUAGAAUGAAUGUUAGAAAACAAGGGCUCAUGCCUUGGGGAAGGGAAUUCAGGGGAAGAAGUAUUCAUGGUCCUACUACAGGUUGCUUACUGGGCAACUCUUAGGCCUCUGGGCCAGGGCCCAGAGAUGUUGGUUUGGUCCUCUUAGUGCUGCCUCCAAGGAGCCACUAAAAGGCCUGUUCUAGCUUUUUCCCACAGACAGGAGAGGACUGG